Molecule: messenger RNA, 1468 nt
Organism: Branchiostoma belcheri (Belcher's lancelet)
Lineage: Eukaryota; Metazoa; Chordata; Leptocardii; Amphioxiformes; Branchiostomatidae
Product: carbohydrate sulfotransferase 12-like
Exons: 6
Coding region: 143-1246 (367 amino acids)
Biological process (GO): carbohydrate biosynthetic process
Cellular component (GO): membrane
Molecular function (GO): sulfotransferase activity
Source: RefSeq, a predicted model, not a curated record
GCGGAAUGACAGUUGAAGAUUUCGAGGAAUCCAAAACGUACCUCACAGAAUCUUUGAAAUCAUAAACUGUGCCGUGGUGAAUCGUAGAGUCUACCAACCAUUCCACCAACCUAAUUGUAAAACAACAAGUGAUUUUCUCUGUAUGGUAGAAAUGAUUUCUUUUCGGCCAACUCCGAAGUUCCUAUUUUUCUCCAUUUUGAUUCUGAGCAUUGGAGCCGCCUACAUGUACUACAUCAACUACAACGGAGUAGAUCUGUCAUCUGCAUUUAAGGUUUCUGGUGCAUUGUCUUUGGAAAAUGACGACUGGGGUAACUUAGCGGAAGCUGAGGAGGAACAGUCCCGCAGACUGGCCACGUUUAAGGCAUACUGUGAGAAAAAUAUCUCAACGGGUGAUCCAAGGAAAGUCAGUGUUCAGAGCCACCUAUUGUUUUAUGAUAACAUUAAAACAAUGUACUGCUACAUCCCUAAGGUUGCAUGCAAAACAAUGAAACUAUUAUUUUACAAUCUAGAGCACAAUACAACCGAAAGGUUGAUUAGUGUUGGUACUGCCGAUUUCAAAGGAAGGAAAGAUAAUUAUAUCGCUCCUAACGAGCACAAGGGUGGCUGGAUCCACUCACGAGGGCAUAAAAAAAUGAAGCACUACAGUGAGGAAGAGCUAAGUCUGCGUCUUGCGACCUACAGGAAGAUCAUCGUUGUUCGUGACCCGUUGGAAAGGUUGGCAUCUGCGUGGCUUAACAAGUUUGUCAACAUGGCAGCACAUGGAACUUUGAGCUGGGUGAAGGGUUUAAAUCGUCGCCUGACAAACUACCGAAGGAGUAUCCUACCAGACCAGUCGAGCAUUGUAAAAGAAGAAGCAACAUUCAACGCAACAAAACCAGUGCCUUUUCGAGAUUUCCUCUUUGGUGUUUCGCAAAAGGUAAUUGUGGACAAUGAGCACUGGACAUCGUUCAACAGGCUGUGCCAACCAUGCCAGAUUGACUACGACUUCAUAGCCCACACCGACACUGUCGCGACAGAUGUUCGACUUUUUUUAAAGAAGUACAACAUCACAGCAAAUGAGGAGAUUCUGCCGGCACAACGACCGAGGCACGCCAACAGUGACAAUGUCUUCAGUGACAUCUACGCACAAGUUCCGAUAGAAGAAAUCCUGCCUCUCCGAGAGAUCUUUCUAGAAGACUUUGGUAUGUUCGGAUACUCCUUCGACCACGAUUUGGCAAAGAUAUUAGAAGGAAAGUCAAAGGAGUAGUCCAGAACUCAUUUCUUGGUGGUCCUAGUAUUGUUUUGCUUUAGGCCACAUCAAGUAAAUUUUAUGGAUGACGUCAGCGCGCGCAUUGAUUUUGGCCUGUUCCUAGAAAAAAACCCAAGAAAUUCCGCUUCCUGUAACUAUUUCCGAUACACGAUGGCCGACAGCUUAAUUAUGCAUUACGUCAUUUAUGACGUCACUUUUUUUGACGUCAGUGUUGUUGCU